AUGGCCUCCGCCGCAGAAGAGCAGCGGAUGGUCGACUCGGAGCCAUCGGAGCCUUCACCUAUAGCCCAACGCAAGCCAUCUAUUCAAAAACCUGAGGAUAUCCUCGAUCGGUUAGGCGCCCGUCAUCGACGCUUAGUGAUUGCUAUUGUGUCGUGCAGUUUUGUGUGGGUGCGUUCACAUCCAAUUGAUUGCGGUAACUGCACCGAUGCGAUGAUCACCGUUGUCAGCGAGUUUGAUCUACGUGGUGAUAGACUGUACUUGGCAGAAUGGAGUACUUCGUUCUUUAUGGCCUUUGGAAGACGUCCUCUUCUUCUGAUUUGUCUGGCUUUUCAAGCGUUCUUCACCCUUCUAGCCUCAAUGUGCUCAUCCGUACAUCUCUUCUCCAUCUGUCGACUUCUUCAGGGCGCGUGCUAUACGGGUGCUAAUUUAGUCGCGUGGGUUACCGCUUACGAGCACACCCACCCCGAUCUGCGGUCGUUCACCACGUUUCUAUUCGGAGCCACAUGGGUGCUUGGCUAUUCCGUUGUUGCUCUACUGGCUUACAUUUCGGCGACGUGGAGAGAAAUGAUGAUCUGGGGAGCAGGAUCGACUUUCAUCUUCACUUUGUGGUGUUGGAGAUUUGUUCCAGAGACACUCCAUUUUCUCGUCUCGAGACGAAGAGCGAAAAGCAUCCACGAAUGGCUGUCUGGUGUACACUACUCGUCAGCUCAUCAGACCGAUAUCGCCGCUUUGCUCCAGCACCCGGUUGACAAUUCAUCGUCUGAAAAGAGCUCAUUUUUCCACGAGUUAUGGAUCCACAAAAUCUUCAUCCUCUACUGUUUCGUUCAGCUCUACAUGUGGACAUGCGAUAACUUCGUCUAUUUUGGAUUAUCCCUCUACAGUACUCAACUGGCGGGCAAUCCUUAUACGAACUAUCUCCUGAUGGGACUCGUGGAGUUGCCAGCAUACAUUGCUGGACCAAUUUUGCUGGAA
Messenger RNA from Ostertagia ostertagi, 972 nucleotides. Lineage: Eukaryota; Metazoa; Nematoda; Chromadorea; Rhabditida; Trichostrongylidae. The record is from the annotation of a GenBank genome assembly.